Molecule: messenger RNA, 3946 nt
Organism: Drosophila virilis
Lineage: Eukaryota; Metazoa; Arthropoda; Insecta; Diptera; Drosophilidae
Product: LON peptidase N-terminal domain and RING finger protein 2
Molecular function (GO): metal ion binding; protein binding; ubiquitin protein ligase activity
Source: RefSeq, a predicted model, not a curated record
AUAUCCAUAUAUAUAUAUAUAAAGAAAAAAGAGGAGAAAAAGCAAAAAAGAAAAACAGUUCAUUAACAGCGCGCAUUACUGCGACGUCGCGUCGACGCCGUCGUCGUCGUCGUCGCAUACGUGACAACGGCCAGCUGCACAGCACAACAACAACAACAACAACAACAGCAGGAAUUACAACAGCUGUCAGGAUGCCGCUCUCCCAGGGUUAUUACAUGAAACCUUCGCUGGCCACCAAACGCGCGCUGAAACCGCUGCGCAAGGAGAAUCAACAGCAACAGCAACAAUUGCAACUGCAACUGCAACAGCAGCAGCGGCAGCAACAGCACUUGGGCGCUGCGGCACGACCGCUGUCCAGCUCAACGCACACGCUGCACGCGCUGCUGCUCAACAACAACAACAACAACAGCUCGCAGCAGCUGUCCUUUUUGCUGGGCGAGUCCUUUGCCCGCUUGGGCAGCCUGGCGCAGGCGUUUAAUGUGUACGAGCUGAUUGCCAGCCUGCAGCCGGACGGACAUGUGCCGCUGGACAAGCUGGCGGUCUUGGCCAGCGCCUUGACCGCACACAUACGCCAGCUGGGCGGCAUUGUGGGCGUGGGCGUGGGCGUGGGCGUGCCAUCGGCCAGCCAGGCGCUGGAGACGAAUCGCAGAACCAGAUACCAGCAGAUGCGACAGCACGUGGACAUUUGGAGGGCGCACACGCUGGGCUUGGAGCUGUUGCCGGGCACGGAUUUGGAUUUGCAUGCGCCGACGCGAGAACUAGGCGUACCGAGCCCAACGCUGAGCGAGGACUACGAUCCGCUGCUGUGCCCGCUCUGCGCGGACAUGCUGCGCGCUCCGGUGACAACCAAUUGCGGGCACACGUUCUGUGGCCAGUGCUGCGAGGCGAUCACGCAGUGCAACAUCUGCCAUGUCAAGUUUCCGCGCAGUGCCGACCGUUUGCCGCAGGCCGUGGCCUUGACCAGCACCACCUCCUCCUCCGCCUCCUCCUUCACCUCCUCCAACAGCAGUAGCAGCAGCAGCAGCAGCCUCGGCCUUGGCCUGGGCCUGGGCCUCGCCAGCUCAUCGACGCGCUUCAUGCCGGGCCUGCCGCCCGCGCCUGUCAGCAGCAGCUUUCCCCACGGACUCGGCCUGCGUCUGGCCGUGCCCGCGCCCACCACGGUGACCACCACAACGGUGGCUUCGACGACGGCAACGGCCACCACGACCAUGGCCUCCAGCAGCUCCGCAUCCGCCCUGGUGGCCGGCAUGGGCGGCUAUGCGCUGGGCGGCACCACGGCCAUGAAGUUCAUGCCGGAUGUGCUCGUCAGGCGUCUGGUCGAGAAGUGGUGGGGCGCCGAGCUGCAGGCCAAAAAGAUCAUCGAAAAGGCCACCAGCUGCAUGCAUCUCAAUCGCCUGGACGAUGCGCUCAAGUUCUGCAAUGCCAGCCUCGAGAAAGCGCCGAGCAACUUCAAGAGUCUCUGUCUGCGCGCCGAGGUGCUGCUCAAGCUGAGCCACUAUCAAAGCUCCCUGGCGGACAUUGAGAAUGCGCUGCGCACGCGCUGCACUUCACCCAAGGCACACUAUUUGCGCGCCUUGGCGCUGAGCGGCUUGGGCCGACUGGAGGAUGCCCUGUACAAUGGCUUUCUGGCCAUUUGCCUGGACAGAAACACAAAUCUCAGCAACUCGGAAAUCUUUCAACAUGAUCUCGCCAAGAUACUGCAACGUCUCCUGGCCCAAACGCCCAAAAGUCGCGCAGCGAUUGACUCGCUGCCGCCGUCGGCUGCGCAGCUGCAGCGCAGCUAUGCGGUCGCCGCCAAACCGCCGUACGCGCUGCUCUGGGAGCAGAUGCGGCGGCGCAGGAAACAGCAUCAUCAUGUGCAUCUGGACGAUGUUGAGGAUGAGUUCGGCCUGAGCUGCGAGAAGGACUACGAUAACUAUAUCAUGGCCGACGAGGAGGAGGUCGAGGUGGAAGUGGAGGAGGAGGAGGAGGCAGCGGCGGCAGCGGCGGCGGCGGAAGAGGCACAGCUGCAAAUGGACGGUGACUUUCUGUUCCCCAGCGCCCUCGACUAUAUCGAUCCGCGCAACGUCUAUGAGCAGCUGCACAGCGCCAAGCAGUUCGAGCUGCAGGCGCGUCGGCAUGCCAAUCGCAAGCAUUGCCGCAGAAAAUGGGCCGCGGCACAGGCGGCGGGGCAGCUGCCACAUGUGGCAGCCGGCUGCGAGACGCGACGCUGCAGCCGCUUGCUGAGCGGCGUGCUCGAGCGCACGCAGCAGGAGAUGCAGCGACUGAGAAAGCUGGAUGGGUCGGAGCAGCGGCAGCUGACCGCCGUUGGGGGCCAGCUGAUCGAUGCGAGCGACUUUGAUUGCGUGCUGUGCUGCCGGACGCUGUGGAAGCCGGUGGUGACGCCGUGUGGACACACCUACUGUCUGGUAUGCUUGGAUCGUUGCAUGGAUUACAACUCCUCGUGUCCAUUGUGCAUGUCACCACUUGUGGAACUAAAUGUCAAUAAUAAUCUGUAUCAGGGCUCAUCCUCGCCAGUACCCUUUGCGCUGGCCAAGCGGCCAGUUACGAAAUUCCUAGAAGCCGCAAUGAAACGAUUCAUUCCAGACCACUACGAGGCGCGCUUUCGCCAGGAAAUCGAUCAGGAGCCCUCGGUGCCGGUAUUCAUCUGCACCGCGGCCUUCCCAUCGGUACCCUGUCCGCUGUUCGUCUGUGAUCCCCGCUACCGGCUGAUGGUGCGGCGUGCCCUCGAGUCCGGCGACAAGACGUUCGGCAUUGUCCAGCCGCACAGCGGCAAGUCCCGAUACUAUGAUGUCGGCACCAUAUUGGACAUAAGGGAUUGUGUCCUGCUCGGCGACGGUUGCUCCAUACUGAGCACCAUUGGUUGCAAGCGCUUCAAGAUACUCGCGCGCAGCGAAAAGGAUGGCUACGAGACGGCCAAGGUGGAGUACAUAUGCGAUGAGCCGAUUGCCAUCGAUCAGGUUCAAUCCGUGGCCGCGAUGCAGUCCCUGGUGCUGGCCAAGGCGACCGGCUGGUUCGAGAGCCUCAGCACCGAGCAAAAGCACGAGAUACUCCAGAGCUAUGGCCAGAUGCCGCCGCUCGAGCACAGCUGGCAGCUGAUCGCAGACGGGCCCGCCUGGGCCUGGUGGAUCAUUGCCCUGCUGCCGCUCUCCCAGCAGCUGAAGGUGGACAUACUGGGCACCACGUCGCUGAAAAAGCGUCUGCGCGCCAUUGACAAGACGCUCGACUAUCUGCGGGAACUGAGUCAGCCGCAGCCGCAGCAGCAGGCGCCGCAGCAGUCGCCGCAACAGCCGCACGAUCUCAGCCUGGACUGCGAGGAGCAGGUCGCCGACGAAGCCGCAGCCGGUGUCGGUGUGGACGAGUGCUGCCUGUACGGCGAGUCGCACACCGACGAGGAGUUGCUGCUGUAGUGCAGCCCGCCUAGCUGUAGCUCUAGCAGUAGCAGUAGCUGUAGCAGUAGCUGUAGCAGUAGCUGUAGCAGUAGCUGUAGUUGUAGUAGUUGUAGUGAGUGUGAAAAGCGUUUCUCAAUAUGGUUAAAGCGAGCGUAAAUUCUGUGUCUAAGCCAUUCGUAUUACACGUUACUGUUAUCCUAGGGGCCAAAACGAAAGAUAUAAUAACUUAGCAGAACCAAAUUAUCAGUAGACGAAACUGUAACUGUAACUUAGAACUGUAAACUCUAAACUGUAAACUGUAGCUAUAAAAUGUAAACUGAAAACUGUAAGCUUUACAGAUGUUAACUGAAAACUGUAAACUUCAAAAGUGUAAACUGAAAACUUUAAGCUGUAAACUGAAUGUGUGUAAAAGUUGAACUCAAUGUGUAGCUUAUGAGAGAGAUUUAUAGCAAUUAUCUAUAAGUAUGUAUAUAUAAUACACAUACAAUCAAAAGUCGCCCCUAACAAUCUAGAGAGCCCCCUAAUUUCUUGUUGAAACCAAACAAAAAAAAAAA